AACGGAUUUGCAUUUUAGAAACGCCAAGAGCAGGUAACUCCGUUCUCCACCAUUGACACCAUUGUGGAGGGUAAAUUAUCCAAUAAAAACGAUGACUUCAUCAACUGGAUACAAACCCCGGUGUUUCAUGGACAUUGAGGUGGACGGAAAGUCAGAAGGAAGAAUAGUGUUUGAGUUGUUUGCAGAUGUUUGUCCAAAAACAUGUGAAAACUUCCGUUCAUUAUGCACAGGGGAGAAAGGAGUCGGUCAGAAAUCAGAACAACCUCUCCAUUACAAGGGAGCCCCAUUCCACCGCGUGGUGAAAGACUUCAUGAUACAGUCGGGGGAUUUCACCAAAGGAGAUGGAACUGGAGGGGAGUCUAUAUACGGAGGAAUGUUUCCCGAUGAGAACUUUGUGGUGAAGCAUGAGAAAGAUUUUCUUUUGUCCAUGGCCAAUCGUGGAAAGGACACAAAUGGGUCCCAGUUUUUCAUAACAACCAAGCCUGCACCACACCUUGAUAAUAAGCAUACUGUUUUCGGACAAGUGAUCUUUGGUGAAGAAGUGGUCAGGAAAAUUGAGAAUUUAGAGACAGAUGAAAAAAGCAGACCAAAGGUUGAUGUGAAAAUUGCCAAUUGUGGGGAAUUAGUUCUUCAAGUAAAAUCUAAAGCUAAAAAGAGAAAGAAGCAGUCUGAAUCUGAAGCCAAGAGUUCUGGUGAAUCAGAUGAGUCAUCUUCAGAAACUGGAAAGGCCAAGAAGAAAAAAAAGAAGCACAAAAAGGAAUCAAAAAAGAAAAAGCAUAAAAAGAGAAAGAAAGAAGAGGAAAGUGAAAAGGAUAAGCAGAAAGAGGCAGAAAUCACCACAGUGUUCGCCCAGAUUCGUCCAGAUGAAAUCCCUGAGGUCCCCCAGCAAAAGUUCUUGUUCAGGGGCAACAGAGAGGAAGAAAUAGAAAAAGAAAAAUCACCACCAGGGUUUGGCAACAGGAGGAGAAUUGACAGGAUUCCCUAUGGGAACCAACCCAAGUUUACACCCAGUGGGAGGAAGCUUAAGGGACGGGGCACAUUGAGAUAUAGAAGCCGGAGCAGAAGUGAAACUCCCCCACACUGGAGACGGGCGAUCGAGUCCAGACUGAGACCAUCCCAAACUGACGAGGUGGAGGAUCAAAGUCAAGGAGAGAGGUGGACAAGGGGAGACAGGAUGGCUGACAGGAGAGACAGACAGCCAAUGAGAGAGAGGUACAUACAGGAAAACAACCAGGAGUCAAGGAGGAGGAGAGAGGACAAACCAGAUAGAAUGGAAGAUGAGAAAAGAUCCAGACAGGAUAAGUCUGACAAGAGACCAAACAGAGAAAGAAAAGAAUCCAUCCGAGAGGAUCGAUCUCCCAAUAGGAGAGAUAGGGAGACAGAUCGAGAGAAAGACAAAGGGAAAAAUAGAAGGCAAGACAGGGAGAGCAAUAAAAGAAAAGACAGUGUUGAGGAUAGAAAGAAGAGACGUGACAGAAGCCCUUCCUCAGACGGGGAAGUGUCUGACGAUUCGUCACCCCCCAGACAGAGGGACAAGGAGAGAUACAAAUCCGGAGACAAGGAAAGGAACAUCAGACGCAGAUCUCCAGGUGAUUCUAGAGAGAGGAGGAACAUGUCUGCGGGUGAUUCUAGAGAGAGGAGGAACAUGUCUGCGGGUGAUUCUAGAGAGAGGAGGAGGGACGUGGAGCAAGAGCGCAGACGAGUAGAAGUCAGCAGACGAAGCCCUCGGAGGACAUCAUCCACGCACAACAGGCGAAGAAAAUCAAGUUCCAGUUCAGCAGAUUCAGAGAGAAGAUCAAGGUCGAAAGAGAAAGUGCCUAGAAGGUCACGGUCAAACUCCAGAAACAAGGGCAGGCGACGAUACAGCUCUAGUAGUGGGUCAAGUUCGCGGUCCAGAAGUGGAGACAGAAGACCUCCACCUGCAAGGAUUAUUAAGAAGAAAUCGGAAAGUCCUCCCCCAACACACUGGAAGCCAGGGCAGAAGCCACUAAACUCUGAAUCAAAAAACAGGGAUCAAUCAAGUUCAGUGAAAGUGAAUGGUAGCCUGAGCAGUUCCAGAUAUAGUGCAGAUAGACGAGAAAUCUCAGAUGAACGGAGAGAACACAGAGAAAAUGAAUUUAGAUCCACCAUCAGAAAAUCUCCAGACGACAAAAGAGCGGACCAUCCUAGUAAAACUAAUGAAGUUCUGCAACAAAGUCGAAUACAGUAUGACUUGGAAAAGAAAGAGGUACCCAUCAAAGCCCAUCCAAUGAAGUCAUUAAAUGACGCUAAACCAAGAAGGUCAAGGUCAUCAAGCAGAUCAAGAUCAGAUUCAGAAAGUUCUUCCUCCAGCUCAGAUGAAUCUGAUGAUAAUGGCACAACUGAGGAACAAAAGAAAGAGAAAAAAGUUGAGGAAAAGUUUAAAUGGCAGCCACCACCUGAGCCGGAGGAGGAAUUUAAGCCCAAACAAAGGAAUGUUCACUCUGAUAAGAAAGAAGAGAGUGUGAGAACACCAGUGAGAAUCAAGACCCCACCAAUGCCUCCAAUAGGACAAGUAGCUGAGGCCACAUCAGAACUAGCAAGGAGGAGUAAUAGAUGGGACAUCCAGACAAGUGACACACAGAGGAAGUUGAGUGAGUCUACAACAAGUCCUGUUGCCAGAAAGUCCAAUAGUCCAACGCUUCAUAAAACUAAACGUUCCUCAUCCGAAUCGUCAUCAUCUGGAUCAGAUAGCUCCAACUCACGCUCUCCAUCACCUACAAGCAAGUUUCUGUAUGGAGAAAGUGAAAGUAAAGUAGUUGAAGAAGCUCCCAAAGCAACCAAUCAGCAGGCAGCUCUGGGUGCAAUGAAUAGGGCUUUGUCGAGCAUGCUGGAUAUACCGAUUCCAGCAGCACCUGAGAAAUCACCAGAGAAACAAAAAGAACCCAAGUCAUCUCUGGAUGAAAGGAUCAAAGACUUUAAUGUCAGUGUGUCAAAAUCGAAGGUGGAAAUAGCAACCCGUAGGUCAAGGUCGGGAAGCUCCAGUUCUUCCUCAUCUGAUGGAUCCAGCAGGUCUAGAUCACCCAAAAAUUCCAAGUCUAGACAAGGGAGGCAAUCAUCAAAAUCUCCCAGAAGAUUUUCAUCAAAAAGAAAUUCUUCAAGGUCACCAGGGUCUGGCAAAAAACGGUCUACAAGUCCUCAGCAAAGUAGAUCAUCUGCAAAUCGCUCUAAAAGUCCACGGAAACUGACAACUAAAAGAAACUCGGUAUCACCUAGGAGGUCAAAAUCUCCAAGACGAAGGUCAAUCUCACCUAGAAGAUCAAGAGGAAGAUCAGGUUCUCCAAGGAGAUUAAAGUCCCCAAGAAGAUCAAGGUCAUCAAGAAGAUCACCACGGAGACGAUCCAUCUCGCCAAGACGAUCCAGAUCACCCAGGAAAUCUAUUUCAUCUCGCAAAAGAUCAGUUUCUCCUCGAAGACGAGCCCCAUCCUAUCGAUAUAGGUCUCCUAUAAGAAGACGGCUGUCUCCCCGCCGUAGAAGUAGGUCAAGGAGUCGAUCCAGGAGACGUUCUCCAAUAAGGCCAAGACAGAGAUCAAGGUCUCGUAGGAGUCGCAGUCGAAGAAGAGGAAGAAGCUCUAGCUCCAGAAGCAGAAGUAGAAGUAGGAAGCGUAGCAGUAGCAUAAGUAGAGGCAGAAAGCGAAGCAGGAGCACAAGUAGGGGCAGGAGACGGAGUAGAAGUAUUAGUAGAGGCAGAAGGCGCAGUAGAAGUCGCAGUAUGAGUAGGCAGCGUAGCAGGAGCAGACGACGUAGUGACAGUCCUAGAGGCAGACGACGAAGCAGAAGUCGACGUCGCAGUAGGAGUAGAUCUUAAAAUUUCAAAGAAAAGUUUACUGUCUUGUGGAUGAAAGUAGGACAUGAGCCAUGUGUGUGAAAAUUUGUCAUUUACUGUUUGUUUUAUAAUACAUGUACAUAAAUUUUGUAUACGUAUCAACUUCAUUGAAUGUGUAAAUCAAUAGAUAUGGUUGAUUUAUUCAACAUAUCCUUUUUGAAAUUUUAUAUUCAUCUUAAUGUACUAAGUAAAGCCAAAACUGUGUGAUGCGAAUUCUUCAUCUUUAACAACAAAUACAUGUACAUUGAAUGAGUCAGACAAAUCUCUGCUAUAUGGACUGCUAGUACUCCCUGUUUACACACUUUAAGCAACCGAAGACGUUUCAGAAUUACUUGAAUUAUGGGAGAAUGAAUACAGCAGAAGCAAAAGUGUUUUUAUCCCAUGCGCCCAUUGCAUUUCAUUAUUUCCCCUUGAUUCAAACACGAUAGAUGAUUUAUUAACUAGAUUUAUAUUUUGUAUUUGAUUAUUCAAUUUCUCUGCAAUAUAACGGUUUGUGAAUUAAGCAUAACACGAAAGAAUUAUGACUCUAGAAUUUCAUGUUAAUUUUGGACAUGCAUCUUCCAGAUUUAUAUCAACAACCAACAAGACUAUGGACAAAUGUACCGGGACUGUUAAAAAUGUCACUGUAUUUUCCUAUCCAUGUAGAAUGAUCUUUUCUAAAGUACAUGUAUGCAUUUAAAACCAUGUUUAUCCUUUUUCUUUUUUUCUUCUUCAUAAAACUAUGAAACACAGAAAUAUUUUAGUUCCUUAUCAGAAGUCUAAAGUCACCUAAUCAUUGAAGAGAGUUAAUGAAAUAAAAUCAAAAUAAUUUCAUUGAUAAGUUUGUCUUUUAGAUCCUUUGAAGUUUAACUCCAUUAUUUAGUCAGAUGUUUAAAUCAAACUUUAAUAGAUGUGUACAUGUAUCUGUAAUUUAUCAAUAAAUAUGACAAGAAACUUCUAAUUUGAAUCAGCAGUGGUUUCAAAUGAAUUUUUAAAAAAAAUAAUUCAUUUUUGUAUGAAAAAUAUGGUUAAAGUUUAACCAUUUCAGUUCUUUGUCCAAUAUCUGUAUAUGUAUGUAAAAGUGUGAAGUGGUAAAGACAGGGAUGUGUGCAAAAUUUAAAAAAAAAAAAAAAAAAAAUAACAUGGAGAAUUUUGUUUUUACAGUUAAAGAUUUAUGACAUCAUGUUCGUUCCUUUGUGUCAUUAAAUAGCAGGAACAAUUUUCAUUAUCUCACAAUUUUUACAAUGACAUGAAUGUUUUUCAAUAAAUUCAUUGAUUAAUGCAA
This is a messenger RNA of Ostrea edulis (European flat oyster), 5108 nucleotides long. RefSeq names its product peptidyl-prolyl cis-trans isomerase G-like. Gene Ontology annotation, molecular function: peptidyl-prolyl cis-trans isomerase activity. The record is from RefSeq and is a predicted model, not a curated record. The transcript has 23 exons. Gene Ontology annotation, biological process: protein peptidyl-prolyl isomerization. Gene Ontology annotation, cellular component: intracellular membrane-bounded organelle. Bases 92 to 3826 code for a protein of 1244 amino acids. Lineage: Eukaryota; Metazoa; Mollusca; Bivalvia; Ostreida; Ostreidae.